Messenger RNA from Colletotrichum siamense, 801 nucleotides. RefSeq names its product Thymidylate kinase (gene tmp1). The transcript is spliced from 3 exons. Gene Ontology annotation, cellular component: cytosol; cytoplasm; nucleus. The record is from RefSeq and is a predicted model, not a curated record. Bases 1 to 801 code for a protein of 266 amino acids. Gene Ontology annotation, biological process: dUDP biosynthetic process; dTDP biosynthetic process; dTTP biosynthetic process. Gene Ontology annotation, molecular function: ATP binding; dTMP kinase activity. Lineage: Eukaryota; Fungi; Ascomycota; Sordariomycetes; Glomerellales; Glomerellaceae.
AUGGCUUCCAUCAACGACCUGGCCACGGCGGCCAUAGCCUCGUCCACCGCAACGGGAGCUCCUGCGGAGGAUGGCGGAGCCCCUCCCGCCGGCGUCACCCGUGGCGCCUUCAUUGUGUUCGAGGGUCUCGACCGCAGUGGUAAGACGACACAAGUAAAGCUUCUCGAGCAGAGGUUGGUCGAGCUGGGAAGGAAGACGAAGGCCAUGCGCUUCCCUGACAGGACAUCCCCUACGGGGAACAUGAUUGAUCAGUAUCUCAGGAGCAAUCUGGAGAUGGAGGACCACGUUAUUCACUUGCUAUUCAGCGCUAACAGGUGGGAGGCUGUAGAAUACAUCAAAUCUCUCCUCGCAUCAGGAACGACAGUCCUUUGCGAUAGAUACUACCUCUCGGGCAUCGUCUACAGCGCCGCCAAGCAGAAUCCCUCGCUCAACCUGCACUGGGCCCGCGCGCCGGAGCUGGGCCUGCCGAGGCCCGACCUUACCCUCUUCCUGGACCUUGAUGAGUCGGUCGCCAAGGAGCGUGGGGGCUGGGGAGGCGAGGUGUAUGAGAAGGCUGAGUUCCAGCGCCGGGUGCGCGAGCUGUUCUGGGGUCUUCAUCGUGGUCGGAUUGGGCCUGAUGGCACGUUAGGAGAGGAGGACCGCGAGGAUGCCGAUUUCCGCCAGGAGAAGGAGGACCUGGUUGUCGUUGAUGCCGGUGCUAGUGUCGAGGAGGUCGCGGAGGAAAUCUGGACAAAGGUCGGCCCUAGGCUUGAAGCGGUUGAGAAGGGUGAGUUUGGCGAUACCCCAAGAACGGUGUCGUAA